Bipolaris maydis ATCC 48331 is the source of this 1432-nucleotide messenger RNA. RefSeq lists its product as uncharacterized. The record is from RefSeq and is a predicted model, not a curated record. Gene Ontology annotation, molecular function: 2-oxoglutarate-dependent dioxygenase activity. NCBI's taxonomy places the organism in Eukaryota, Fungi, Ascomycota, Dothideomycetes, Pleosporales, Pleosporaceae.
ACCAACGGCGGCCGGGCUUAACGGCCGCACCGACCACGGCGAUUUUGGGUUUGAUGAUCUUCGCCCGAGAAGCGUGCAUUAUGACGGAUGUGAGAGGACAUAAGAGUAAGUAUGGUAUGUGGUUGAAGGGAGGCUUGAAACUACAGCUCAUCAGCAUUGAAUAAUUUACAUCAUCAGCAUUUCCUUAUGGCGCCCACAAAAUACAUUGAUCGUCCUGUGCCGACAAUUUCGCUUCGUGAUUUCGACUCACGGGUGAAUGAGAUCACCAAGGAGCUCAUUGAUGCCGCUGAAAACCAUGGCUUCUUUUGCAUUGUAGAUCAUGGAAUCAGCCGUGACUCUAUUGAUCGCAUCUUUGAUCAGUCAUCACGCUUCUUCAAUCAGUCGGACGACGUAAAGUCAAGGGUACCCUUCUCUCCUCAGCACAACGCUGGAUGGGAAAAGAACGCGCAGAUAAGGCCUUCGACAGGGGCCGUUGAUCGCAAAGAGUCGUACCAGAUGCAAUUUGGAGAGGCCAUGAAUGGGCGCUGGCUGGAUGAGGAGACAUUACCAGGCUUUCAGACACAAGCGUUGGAGUUCAUGCAUCAAGCACAAGUGGUCAGCGAAAAGCUCAUGAAGUGUUUUGCUAGAGGUCUGAAGUUCGAAGACGACUACUUUGUCAAAGCCCACGAUGUCAGGAGACCAGAGUGUCAGACCGUUUGUCGGCUCCUACACUAUUUUGAAACACCCAAAGUGCAAGACUCAACUGGGCAGGUAUAUCAUAGGGCCGGUGCGCAUGCUGACUGGGACUUUUUGACUUUGUUGUUUCAAAAAGCUGGUCAGUCGGGCCUUGAGAUUUGCCCAGGAAGGGAAGUUUCGACUUCGUUUGGGUAUGGCGACGCAUGGACAAAGGUCGAGCCUGAUGUUGAGAAGAAUGCAAUUGUAUGCAAUGUCGGCGACUUGCUCAUGUCAUGGUCUGAUGACCGCUUCAAAUCGACCUUUCAUCGCGUCAAGGCACCAUGUGAGCCAGACGACUACUAUGGCGAGCGAUACAGCAUUGCUUUCUUCAACCAGCCAUGCAAAGACGCCAAGAUCCAAGGUCCAUUGAAGAGAUAUCCAAUGGUUACGGGCGAGGAGUUUACCAGGAAUGCUAUGAGUAGGAACUAUCAAGCCAUACAAGAGAAGCUGAAGAAGGAGAGAGAGUCUAUACCCAAGGUUACAGAAAUAAAGGCAGCAACAACACGUGUAGGCAGUACGGCAUGAGGUACCAUAGUGCAGAAUGCAGCAUUGACAGUUGUCAUGCAGUCAUUUUGCGGAGUUACUUCUGGUUGCACUAGUCGCCUUCACCCCUGCCUUGCUCCGUGUGUCCCCUCUCCUUACACGGUCUUGCUUUGCUGUAUUCAAAGUAUCUGCAUCACCUGAAUGGUAAACCAUCUGAAAACUAUUACGCUUGUUG